Molecule: messenger RNA, 469 nt
Organism: Bursaphelenchus xylophilus (pine wood nematode)
Lineage: Eukaryota; Metazoa; Nematoda; Chromadorea; Rhabditida; Aphelenchoididae
Source: the annotation of a GenBank genome assembly
AUGUCUUUAAGAGCCUCUUUCUUUUUGCUGUUGGCCAUAUUUGGUACAGUGAGUGCUUUGAGAGAGCAGGCCGUGGGAUGCGAGGGAAUUCUGCUGUGUGGAGAUAAGCCUGCGACAAAUGUGAGAGUGGCUCUGUGGGAUGAAGAUGAUGGUAAGUUAGGGAAGUAUUCGGCCCCAUCACUUUAAUUUAUUUGCAGGCCCAGACCCAGAUGACAAGCUCCAAGAGACCCGAACUGACUCCAAAGGUCACUUCAAAUUGGCCGGAUCCACCAAGGAACUCACCAACAUUGAUCCCGUCUGUAAAGUCUACCAUGAUUGUGAUGAUGCCCUGAAGCCGGGACAACGUAAAGUUAGAUUCCGCAUUCCCUCUCAAUACAUCACCACCGGCACUACUCCCAAAAAAUAUUUCAAUCUGGGAACCAUCAAUCUUGAGAUUAAAUUCGCUAAGGAGGACAGAGAAUUGUUGUAA